Messenger RNA from Serinus canaria (Common canary), 1292 nucleotides. Its product is annotated as TOG array regulator of axonemal microtubules protein 2-like. Gene Ontology annotation, biological process: microtubule cytoskeleton organization. Gene Ontology annotation, cellular component: cytoplasmic microtubule; cilium. The transcript is spliced from 5 exons. The coding region runs from base 199 to 810 and encodes 203 amino acids. NCBI's taxonomy places the organism in Eukaryota, Metazoa, Chordata, Aves, Passeriformes, Fringillidae. The record is from RefSeq and is a predicted model, not a curated record. Gene Ontology annotation, molecular function: microtubule binding.
CACAAUGGGGAUGCCAUGCUACGAUAAUUAUCACCAACAGGUCCUCAUUUGGUUUCACUUCCCAGGGUGAAAUCUACCUCUGAUGGACACCUCCUACACCAUCCAAAAGCCCAGGUCACGUCACCUCCAGCUGUGGAAGAAACGGAGCUGCUCCAGAAGCUUUACCAUCUCCUGGAAGCCAAGGGGUUUCAGACACGGAUGGAAGGAGUGGCACUCCUCCUAGACCUGUGCAAAACCAGCCCCCAGCUCAUCUGCACUAACAUUCUCCAAAUUUUUGAUUAUUUUGUCUGGAGAAUAUCUGACAGCCACAAGAAGGUGAAGCAGAAGGCUCUGGACGUGCUGGCUGAAAUCACAAGCAUCCUGAAAGAUGCCCUGAACCCAGUGAUCAUUGGUUUGGUGGAAGGAAUAACAAGGAGCCUGAACUCAAAGGAUCCCAGGGUUCGUGCUGCAGCUGUGAAAGCACUGGAUGAAUCUAUUGCUCAUUUGGAUAAAGUAUCACUGCUGAAAGAGUUCAGCUACCAAUGGAAUCAGCUGCGUGGCCAAGCUCUGCUGGAUGUCGCGGAGCGUAUCACAGUGCUUGUGCAGUGGGUUUAUGCCAGCAGCCCUGAAGUGGUCCAGCACGACACCCUGCCCGUGCUCUGGUCCUUCCUGGAGAACAAGGCGCUGCCUGUCCGAAGCGCCAACGUCCGCACCGUGGCCACCAAGCUUGCCUGUGCCCUCUACAAGGUGAUGGGCACCCAGCUGAAGAAAUGUGCUGCCAGCAAGCCUCCACAUGUGCGGGAAAACCUCUCCAAGAUUUUGGGCUGGUGAAGGAGAGAUGUUCUCCAGAAAGCUGACCAAGUGCUGAGUUGGACACCUCUGGAUGUGACUUUUCAGCUGUGCCAAAAAUGACAAAAUCCUAAGGAAGGGUGUGCAUCUGCCCCUGCUCUCUCCAUCACCCUUCCUAGUCAUGGCAUGGGGGGCCUGAAGGAACUCCAGAUGGAGGACAAGAUCUGACUGGUUACAGUCUUACCAAGAAGUUUUCUCUGGACACUUCUGAUGUUCCCUUACCCACAAAGUCCUUGCCUCCCAUCCAGAAGAGCUCUCUUUCCUCCAAGCUCAGGAAGAAGCUGCCACCUGUCAGAAGAGUGUUUGAAGAAUAGGAUUUAUGCGUUAGGCCUCAUAGUUACAGAUGUACAUAUGUUCUGUUCUUUAGAUGUAGUUUUGAAUAAAUUUGUUUUGAUUCUAUCUUUAAAUUUUGAUGACAUAUUUUAAUUGUAUCUAUUUUAAUUUGAUGAUGAAAAAACGUAAAU